Messenger RNA from Aspergillus oryzae RIB40, 933 nucleotides. RefSeq lists its product as uncharacterized. The transcript has 4 exons. Bases 1 to 933 code for a protein of 310 amino acids. Gene Ontology annotation, cellular component: membrane. Lineage: Eukaryota; Fungi; Ascomycota; Eurotiomycetes; Eurotiales; Aspergillaceae. The record is from RefSeq and is a predicted model, not a curated record. Gene Ontology annotation, biological process: magnesium ion transport. Gene Ontology annotation, molecular function: magnesium ion transmembrane transporter activity.
AUGGUGGUGUGGGAUGAUCAUACGUAUGGCUAUUCGUCGAGCUAUCAUCGCCAGAGUCUGACGGUUACAGUGAUUUCGGGAGAACUUAUGAAUACCGCCGCUUACGCUUUUGCUCCGGCUGUGCUGGUCACUCCGCUCGGGGCGCUCAGCGUACUCAUCAGCGCCUUGAUGGGCGCAUACUUUCUCAACGAGGAUAUACAAGUCCUUGGUAAACUCGGAGCCGCAAUCUGUCUCCUGGGAUCUAUAUUAUUAGUGCUCCAUGCGCCGGGCGACAGGGACAUUCAGACCAUUGAGGAAAUCCUGCACCUAGCGAUUCAACCGGGCUUCCUCAUCUAUUGUACCCUUGUCACCGUGUUUGCCAGUUACAUGAUCUACAAAGUCGCCCCAAGACUAGGCCGCACGAACCCGCUAGUCUAUCUAUCGAUUUGCUCCACCGUGGGCUCUAUAUCCGUCAUGUCUGUGAAAGCAUUCGGAAUUGCCAUCAAGCUCACCUUCGCCGGAGAUAACCAGUUCACGCACGCCUCCACUUACGUCUUCUCCCUGGUCCUGGUAGUCACCACCCUAACCCAGAUGAACUACCUGAACAAAGCAAUGGGUGAAUUCCCUGCGUCGCUAGUAAACGCAAUGUACUACGUCGGUUUCACAACCUGCACCCUAACCGCCUCUAUCAUCUUCUACCAAGGCCUGAACACCAGCGACUGGACCAGUAUUACCUCCAUGAUGUGCGGCUUCUUACUCAACUUCAUCGGAAUCUCCCUAUUGACUCUGUCCAAAACCGGACAAGAGGCCCGUCCGGAGUCGGUACGAGCCCUUAGUAUGAGAUCGUUUGAUAUGUCCCGUGGGCGAUACGAUCAUGUGCGAACGAGCAGCGUCGAUCUUCCCAGUGCCUUGGAGAGAAGGUCGUCUGGUCUAGACGCCGCGGAGCGACAAUAG